Molecule: messenger RNA, 1033 nt
Organism: Cimex lectularius (bed bug)
Lineage: Eukaryota; Metazoa; Arthropoda; Insecta; Hemiptera; Cimicidae
Gene: Snx21
Product: sorting nexin-20
Exons: 5
Coding region: 184-948 (254 amino acids)
Biological process (GO): protein transport
Cellular component (GO): early endosome membrane
Molecular function (GO): phosphatidylinositol phosphate binding
Source: RefSeq, a predicted model, not a curated record
AUGAUUGCCUUAAUGAAGGGGCAGUUGUCAAUGAAUAGUUAGUAUGUACUAUGGAACACAUACAUAUCGGAAAUAAAUACAUUCUCGGCUGAAUUAAGAAAGAAACCGACCAAUAUACAAUUUGACAUAGUAUGAGAAAAUAGUAUUAGCAAGGCAAGGAGUUUAAAUUGAUUUUAUUUCACUAUGGCUACUUUAAAUGAAAUAAAUUUUAAAAUAAUUUCCGUUAACGUUUCAACUGUAGAGCUUGGCAAGAAAGCUUUUCUUAUCUAUUCGAUAAAAGUCAGCUCUGAGGCAAAGGAUCCGCAGCCUGUUGUCAUUAAACGAAGAUACACGGAUUUCCUCGUUCUUUUCAACUCGCUGAAAAACGACUUUCCUGAUUUAACAGAGUCCGUGCAAUUUCCUCGUAAAGCGAUAUUUGGAAAUUUCUCAAAGGACGUUAUAAACGAGAGGAAGGAAGGCUUUCAAAAAUUUCUCGAAGUCAUCGGUACGACAUCCCAGCUCAGAAUUUCACCGGCUGUGACCAAUUUUAUGCAAUACAGAGAGCUUUCAAAUGCAGUUAAGUUAAUUGAACAAAACAACCUUGAACAAGCUGUUCCUUUGGUUGAAAACUGUUUCUGGGUAAUGAACAAAGUUCAAACAGCUCGUGCUCCUGCUGUUUUAAGAAAUCUCUGCCUUAUGGUUUGCUUAUCAAACAGCGUGAAUAGUGGAUAUGCUUUGAACUUUGCUGAUUUAGCUGUUCGAAGAUUUCAAACUGUUAGUGACAUAGACUUGCUAAGAUAUUACGUCCCACUCUUGAACAUAUCACUCGAUCUCUGUCAAAAAUAUGGAAAGGACAGUACCGAGAUUGCUGAAUAUUUGGUCAGAUUAAAACGCCGAGGGAUGGCACUACACAAUUCAACGCCGCUUCUUCAGUUAAUCAUGCAAGACAUCACACCGUACUACAAAUAAGCCAACCAUGUAAAAAAAGAAAUGUAUUUUUUUAUAUUUGUAUCUUAACAUGAGACAAUGGUUUAAAUCUUACAAAACCCACAGA